AUGGAAAGCUCAGAUUCCGACGAUGAAGAAGACAGAGUUUCAGUCCAACGCAGAAGUCAGAUAGACCGAAAGGCUCGAGAAGAUGAUUACUACAGAUUCGUAAGUGAUCUGAGUGAAGAAGAUUACAUACUUAUGAGGGACAACAAUUUGCUCGGCCCGCUAGGUGAAAGUACAGAAGAAGAGUUGCUGAGGAGACUUCAAUUAAUAAAAGAAAACCCACCACAAAACUCAGAUGAAAAUCCAGAUAGAGGAGAUGCAAAUGUGACAAGUGAACAAAAAGAAAAUCAGUCUUGGAAAGAAGAGAGCCCAACUAGUGCUAACAGUGAUGAGCUCAGAUUUGGCUUAGAAAGAAAUCUUGACCCUGAUGAUGACAACUCAAAUCCAGAGAAUGAAUGUGUAGCAUCUGCAAAACUUCCCAGAAGAGAAGAUAUGGAAGACAGCCAAAGGCAAGUGGAACGUCCACAAUCUGAGUCACUAUUUACAAGACCAUCUACACCAGAACAAGAUAUGACAGAAACAUUAAUGGAAGUCCCACAGACUGGAAGUCAGAGAAGACUAAGAAGUAGGAGCCCAGUCUAUCGCAGAACCAGAGCAAGGACUGACAGUUGGUCACCUCCACAUUCACGGUGGGAAAUUUUUCAAAGAAUUAAUGAAGAUAUACCAUCUCAGACUUUUAAGCAACCUCUCAUAAGUGAGAAUGAGAGAUUUUCUAGAACUGGGCAUGAAGAAACUUUGAGACAGCAAAUGCCUGGACAUGAGUUGCAAAAUAGGGAUCUUAUUGAAACUUCUACAACUAGGAAUGCUGUUCAUGAAGAAUGUUAUUCAGACACAACGUGCAGUAGUGAAUCUUGGGAAGUGAUGGAAACAAAUCUAACCACUCCCUUCAAUCUUGAAGUAGGACGAGUUCAUUAUCAAGCAUGUUCUCUGAUAGACAGCAGAGUUAGUAGAACUCAGUUAACAUCUGACUCACCAAACAACACUAUCACUUCAGAAAGUGAGCAAGAAGAACUGAAGCCUGUGUUUUCACAUUCUGACGAGGCCAAUGAGAGUGCUUAUGUCAAUACAAUCGGAAAUCCUGCUCAUAGAAAUUUAAAUACUAGCUUAAGUGAUACAACAUCUGUUCCAACUCAGAGUACAUUAUGGCCGACAAUGACAGGAUUUAGUUACUCAAGUAAUCUUAUGGACAGUGACAGUAAUUUAGAGCAUAGUGUCUCACCUCCAAGUGAAUACAUAGAAAGGGGAGAGUCACCAAAUGAAAGACAUGGACCCAGUGGUAGUGAUAGUCGACCUGGUUCUGCUUCAAAUGCUAGAUAUGAUCCUGAUUCAAGUUUAAUAGUGAUAUCAGAUUCAAGCCCCUAUUCAAUUUCCAGCUCUGCAUCCAGUCCUAUCUUAAUUUCUAGCUCAAAUAAUGAAGAUUCAGAAACUAGCUCUCUGAUCUUUGUAGGCAGUGAAGAAAGAAGCUUAUCAACAGGCUUAUCAGAGACCAGGCAAGAAGGUGGACGAAUGACCCCAAUAAUACUUGAUGAUAGUGACUCUGGGUCCUCCCUUAGUCUGGAUCAGUUUUUCCUGCUAAAUGAAGAUGACCCAUACGAAACUAUAGGACUUACCAAAGCACAGAUUGACAACUUGGCUUUAAGAUCUUUUGGAGAGAAUGAAGAAUUUAAAGCCUGUAGCAUUUGUAUCACAGAGUACACCGAAGGCAACACACUACGCAUCCUACCUUGCUCCCAUGAAUUUCAUGAUCACUGCAUUGAUCACUGGCUGGCUGAGCACGUAACCUGUCCGAUUUGUCGUGGGCCAGUAGUGGAUCCCUCUGAGGUAGAUAAUUCCAUGUGA
Cervus elaphus (red deer) is the source of this 1836-nucleotide messenger RNA. RefSeq names its product E3 ubiquitin-protein ligase RLIM-like. Gene Ontology annotation, biological process: ubiquitin-dependent protein catabolic process; protein ubiquitination; random inactivation of X chromosome. The coding region runs from base 1 to 1836 and encodes 611 amino acids. The transcript has 2 exons. The record is from RefSeq and is a predicted model, not a curated record. Gene Ontology annotation, cellular component: cytoplasm; nucleoplasm. Gene Ontology annotation, molecular function: ubiquitin protein ligase activity. Lineage: Eukaryota; Metazoa; Chordata; Mammalia; Artiodactyla; Cervidae.